Molecule: messenger RNA, 6320 nt
Organism: Pieris napi
Lineage: Eukaryota; Metazoa; Arthropoda; Insecta; Lepidoptera; Pieridae
Gene: Grip163
Product: gamma-tubulin complex component 6
Exons: 17
Coding region: 482-5560 (1692 amino acids)
Biological process (GO): microtubule nucleation; mitotic cell cycle; cytoplasmic microtubule organization
Cellular component (GO): equatorial microtubule organizing center; spindle pole; gamma-tubulin complex
Molecular function (GO): microtubule minus-end binding; gamma-tubulin binding
Source: RefSeq, a predicted model, not a curated record
AUAUUAUUUCUAUUUCAAAAUUGUAUAAAAGUGCUCUGAUAUAAGUUAGAUACUAGUACUAUGUAACUACAAUCAGUUUUUUGACGUCUUAUUACAAAGCGCGGCGCGUCGACUAGUGCCAUCACCGAUAAUUAAUUCAGGGGUUUUUACUAUGUCACAUCACUAUUUUUAUUUCAUUAAAAACUGACAACACCGUAAACGUCAGUUGACUUCGCCUAAUUAAAAAUACGACUAUAGAGUUAUUUUUGUUAAUAUAUCAAUAUGUUUGUUUAAUAUAAUAUAACUAAAAGAAGGAAAAUACUGAGUUUUACGAAUCUUUUAUCGACCACCGUAUAUUUAUUAUUUUGUGAUCUUCAGUAACGAGACAGCCGGCAUAAGGUUCAUAUAAAAAGUGAUAAAAAAUUUAUCAUUCGCGGUAGACUCUUCAUUUGCGUCGGGCAAAAUACAAUAAAAUAAAAGUAUAAUUGUUAAUUAAUCGACAAUGAAAGAACCAUAUACUUCUGGUGAAAAUGGAAGUGUCUAUAAAUUACUCAGCAAACUUUGUGAAAAAACAGCACAAUAUUAUUGUCAACAAAGCAGAGUUUCUGUCAAACAACUUGCUUCGAAAAUGAGAUCUCAAUCAUAUGAAAUUUUAUUAAAUAAAUCGAAAAUAGGUGUGCCAAUAUCUAACAGUGACCCAAUUGUUGAUUUGCUGUCCUGCCAAUUCACAUUGCAGCAAAAAGUUACAAAUGUAGCUGAGUAUAAACAUGCAGUUGAUCUUAAGAAAUCUAUAAGUACUAUAAAAAAGUUAGGCUUAGAACUUGAUAGUGAUUAUGUAUACAGUGUAGUAAGAGUGCUUAUAGGUAUCCACAGCAUAGAAACACAUAAGUUAUCUUCAGAACUACAUCAGAGACCAUUUUCUUUUGGAUUGUUAGAAGAAAUGCUUCCAAAGCCAAACAAGGAAUUUUUUGGUUCUCCACAACCAUAUUCAUUAUAUCCUUCUUAUAUAUUUCAUUUACCAUUUAAAUUAAAAAGCAAAGACACAGACUUAAAUGGUAGAAAGGACAGUUUUAUAAAAUACACAGUGACAAACAUUGACUCUAGUUCUUUGGUGCAAAAUUGUAAUACAAUUAAGGAUACAGAAGUAAAAUCAUUUCUCACUCCAAUAACAUUAUCUUCAGCAACUUCAACACAAGUAUCACCAUAUUCUGAAUGUGACAUAUAUAAUUUACCACGGCUUACUACUCCAAGAGAUCUUAUAAUACCUAAAGCAACUGUGGUACCUAAGAUAUCCUUCCCAAAAACAGAGGAAGUGUCGGAGGCUAACAGCAAUUGUACAGAGUUAAAUGAAUUGAACAUUUGGGAGUUAGCAUCGCAAGUUGACAAGGACAUACCAGUAGAUAUUUGGAAUAUUGUUUCAAAACUCCCUUCUAUAAACGAAAGACAAUUAAUAGCAACUUCGUCGAGAGAAAUGAGAUUGUGGCGACAAACAUUUGGUUCUAUGACUGAUUACAAUGUUAUAUCAGAGAGGCAAUUUAUAAGGCAUAUCACGUAUUUAUUAAUUGGCAUUGAGACAAGAACUUUUCCACUAAACAAACAAACUAAUUCGUUCCGUUUAAAGAUCAAUUUGGUACUUGAAUGUAUAUCUCGUGAGCUUUUAGAAGGGUAUGUGGCGCCCCUGUUGAUAAUUGGUACAUUUUAUAGACGAUUGUAUGAGUUUGCGUUUAAUUAUUCAGUUGAUCACGAUAAAGGACUCGUUUAUGAGGCUGCACGAGAAACAGUGAGGCUAUAUUUAUUAAAAUUCCGUCUCCAAGUAACCAAUAUAUUUGAGGAGUUUAGCAACACUAUAGAUGACGUGAACUGUAUGCCGACGUUAUUGCACAUACUACACCACAUUGAACCACUGAAAUAUGAAAUACAGACUGUGGCAUCUAUAUACAAACUAGAUAGUUUGGAUGCAAUCAUAAUGCCAUAUGGGGCCGAACUGAUGUCGUAUCUAUUUAACGAGAUAUCGUUGGUAACACACAAGAGAACUGCCGAAACCCUUUACAACUCGUUAUUUAUUGUGUGUCGGGUUUAUUUCAAAUUUAUCGAGAAAUUCAUCUUCGAGGGCGAGUUGGAUGAUUACUUUAACGAAUUUUUUAUACGAAAAGACAAUCAGUACGUUAACUCUAGAAGCAAAAGAUAUUGGGAUAAAGGGUUUCAUAUAACUUUAGGAGUGGCCGUACCUGACUUCUUGAGACCUUUAGCUUCUUGUAUACUCUUAUGCGGGAAGUCAUUAAGGCUGUUAAAGCUUUGCAAUCCAACAGACCCGCUUAUCUUGAUAUCAACAGACCAUCCGUCCGUUCGCUGUUGCUCCAACUUCGAAGAACUGGAACGAGAACAGCAAUUAUUAGACGUUUAUCGGACUAGGUGUUUAUUCGUGAGUGGUGAGCCGGUGACGUUUGAUCAAAUAUUGCUGAAACGAGAGGCUGAGAGAAAGGCUUUCACAGAAAUGGCGUCGUUGAAGCAGGCGGAGACCAUGGAGAAAAUUGUAGCCGAACGAAAACGUCUAGCCCAGCUAAUUAUAGCGGAGAAACAGCAUUCAUUAAGAGUACUAGAAGCUGCAAUGGCUGAGGCUAAAGCGUCCAAAAACAGGGUAAAGCAUCGCGAGAAACAUAUCUUGCAACUUGAAGAAAUCGCCGAUAAGGCCACCGAGGAAGUCGACUCUAAAUUGAAAGAUGAUGAAAAAAAUAAAAUGCUGGAAUACUAUUCAAAAUUAAACAUGGAAGUGGAAAAAAGUAAAAUUCACACGGAAUGGAAAAUAAAACGGCUCCAACUCGACCAAACUCGCAUGCAAUUGCUUUCCACAGAAGAAAGAAAUCUGAAACGUGAAAAACUAGAGUUAGAACACCAGAAAAACGAGGAAAUAAUGGCUAUGUCCAUACAAAGUGAUUUCAAAUCUGAAGAUGGACUAGAUGAAAUGAAAAUGGUAGAAUCAACCAGUUCUUUGGGUGAAGUAAAUUCUGAAUCAGAACUCAAUAUUAAUAGAACGAAAUCCAAAACAUCAAACGAUGUAUUUACUGCAAUGUGUGCUAAUAAACAUAAUUUUCGUGCAUGUGAUAAUGAAAUACAACUAGAUGCUCAAGGAAACAUCGUUAAUACUGAAAAUAAAGACGCUACGUCAAGUGAUGUUAUAGGUGGCAAUUUAAACGAGGUCUUUGAUAAUCAAAUGUUUUUGGAAGGAAGGGAGGAAGCUCUUAAGAAUAAAAUGAAAGUUAUGACGCAUGAAUUCGGAGAUAACAAUAAUCCCAUAAUCGUACUCACUGCUGUUGAUGAGGAGAAUAAUAUCAGUACACCAUUUAAAGAGGCGCGAAGAAACAAACUUAAAGUGCUGGGUGAAUUUGAUAAAACAGAACGAAACGACAAAAUCUAUGAACCUACAACCGAUGCGCAAAAGGAAGCUGUUAUUAAUAAGAAAAAGGUUCUAAGUGCGGAAUUUGGUAAAUCAGAACCUUUCAAUCACCCCGGACCGAGAGAUGAAGCACCUAUAACCGAAGCGCAUAGAGAAGCCAUUAUUAAUAAGCAAAGAGUGCUAGGUGCGGAGUUUGAUAAAACUGAUUCCAUCGAAAAAGAAAUUUCAGCCGAACCAAGAAACGAUGCACAAAGGGAAGCUGUUUUAAAUAAGCAAAAAGUGUUAGGUACAGAAUUCGAAAAUACCGACUCUGUAACGAAGGCAGAUAUAUCCGAACCGAGAAAUGACGCACAAAGAGAAGCCGUUAUUAAUAAGCAGAGAGUACUAGGAGCGGAAUUUGGUACAUUCGAUUCCGUAGUUACAUCCGAUUCGAGAGUUUUUGGAGAGUCAAGGACAGAAGCGCAAAGGGAGGCGUUAAUAAAUAAGCAAAAAGUAAUGGGGGUCGAAUAUAAUUUGCCAUUAGAGAGAUUGGCGGAACGGGAACCGGCAAACAUCGCUCAAACAGAAGCUUUGCGUAACAAAAGUAAUAUUAUGGGAUCAGAACAUUAUGGAUCUAGAUCACGUGUCGACGUCAAAAAAUCUGGGUUAAAAUUGAAUUUGAAACCGUUUGGAGACUGCAGUAAUACUGGGGCUGUUACGCCAGGGGAAUUGUUUCCAGGGCUAGAUUUGGAAACUCCGACCACGGCUGAAAUGCCAACGGAUGGCCCGAUGACAAGUGACAUUUUCACCCCACGAAGCGAAGACAAUCUAGAAAAACCAGAACAGGAUUAUUUAAGACCGGAAUUCGAUUUCUCGAUCAUUGUCGAUGAAGCUCCGUCGAUCAGUGACCAGGCAUCACCGAUGAAAGUCGAUGAAAAAUCCACACUUAAUGUCUUAAACGGUUCAUACAGUUUGGAAAAUUUUGAUCCGUUUGGCGUUAAAAUUUCAAAAAAAUUGGAAUAUCAUACAGAAAUUUCGUAUUCGGAUCCGGCGAAAAUUUUCGCGGAAAUGAAGAAAACUCCUUAUAAAAAUAUAUAUAAAACAUCUAUUGAUGAAGACGAGUGGGUAGUUUGCGAUAAUAUUGCAACACUGACAGCUUGCCUUCAAAGAUCUGUAAUGUUGCCGCUUACGUAUCAAUUGGAAGUGGUUAAUAAUUCGAUUUUAACCCAUUUUCUGGUAAAUUUGGAUAUGUACGAACACCUGAAAAGUCUAAAGGAUUAUUUCUUUUUGAUGGAUGGUGAAUUCUCUAGGAGUAUAUGCGACAAUUUAUUCGCGAAACUAACUAAGACAUUGAAUCCUCAAGAAUUGUUGAAUUUUUCAACAUUACAUAAUAUUUUGGAUAAGGCGCUGGGAUCAUCAAUUUCGCACGUGCACAAAUUUUCCGAAAACCUGUCGUUUUCCAUUCCGGAUGUUCCGCUAAGUUUCCAACAUAGUUCCCCCGAUGUGUUACAAUGUCUGUCUCUAUCUUACACCGUAACUUGGCCUCUCAAUAUAAUAAUAUCGCAAGAAGCAUUAUUGAGAUAUGCAAAGGUUUUUCAAUUUUUGAUCAAGAUGAGGAGGAUAUUUUGGGUUUUAAGUCAAGAUUUCGAGCUAUUAAAACUAUCCGUAAAACUAAGUUCGCAUUCGCGUAAAUUACUACGAUCGCCACAGUACAUAUCAGUGCAACUCUACCGACACAUAAUGGCGUCUUUGAUCCGGGCUUUAGACAACUAUAUAGUGACCACGUGUAUCCUAACUUCGUGGACGGAGUUCGAAAAGGACCUCAAGAAGGCCAAAACUUUGGAUGAUCUUUACGAAUGCCACGUUGUCUAUAUAAAGAAUGUACUUUUUAGAUGCCUUUUGAAUAAUAGAUCGACGCCUGUUAUGAAGCUGUUGAAUGAUAUUUUUACGGUUAUUUUGAAGUUUAGUAGGGUUUUAAAGGCUGGAGAAUGGCAACAAAAAGAUGAAAACGGCCACUUCACUCAUACAAAUUUCGCGCAGCUAGAGGAAUUGUAUCAUUUAUAUGAAAAACUAACGAAAUACUUGCACAAAGUUAUCACCAAAUUGAUGGAGUGUGGAUAUCAACGCCAUCUAGUGGAAUUAUUGACCAUGGUCAAUUUAAAUGGAUAUUAUGAUCCGGAGAGACAUGAUAAUACAAGUAGUGGUUAAUUAUUUAAGUUUCUGUUAUGUUUGCAUUUUGUAAUUAUAAUACUUAAGAGAUCUGGAUAGAAUUUUGCUGAUACAUUUAAUCAUAAUAAUGCUUUUACGGCAAUAGACGAUAGAUGCUUGUUAGAACAAUAACUAAGUUUUUGUUAGUUACUACAUUAAUACUCAUACUCUAAUAAUGUUGAUAGUUAACAAAAUUGUGAUAUUUAACCCACCUUAAUCAUGAUUUAGCUUUACAAGGUAUGGACAUUUUAUUUUAAUGUAUUGUAAUAAGUAUUUAAUUAUCUAGUAACUGCUUUAUUGCGAAUAGCGCCAUCUAUGUUAAUUGUAAUAAUUAUUGUUUGAUUACUGAAACAAUUUGUAAUUGUAGAAAUAAUUUUUGCUUUAACAACAUAUUUUCAGCAUCCCUAGAACGAAAAAUACGUACCGUCUCAUAGUUAGGGUAAAAAAGUCGAAUAUAUUAAAAUAUCGCUGAAAUAUCAUUUUAAUAGUAAAAUAUAUAAUGUCUCAUUUUAUACAUGAAAAUAUCGAAAAUUGCUAAGGAUAUAAAAUCUCAAACGAUUUCUGUAGUUAUCUUUAGGAAAAUAUGUAGUAUUGGUACAACAAAUAAAUUAUAUUGUUAUUUUUAUAAUAAGAGUCACCAUACAAAAACAUCAAUAAGUGCCUUUCCGUUUAAUUUUUUAUGUAUGAUUGUGAUAAUUAUGUUGUUUACUUGUUAAAGCGAAAUUAUUGCAUUUAAUUAUUAAUAAAACAUAUCUAUGUG